AUGAGCGGAGACGACAAACCAGCGGGACAAUUAAUGAGCGGAGACGACAAACCUAACUUAACACCACCCCGAUUCAUCUACGACAAUCGGCAUCCCAAUAGAGUAGCUGUCCAUGAUGAUGAUGAUGAUGACGAACUUCAUACCAAAAACAUCACCCCGAUUCAUCUACGACAAUCGGCUUCCCUUUCGGCAGUAAAUGAAAAAGACGAUUCAACUAUGAUCGCUAUCGCUCGACGGAAGAUCAAUAAAAUUCGAGUCGUAAAGGUCAAUAUGAAGGCACCUGUUGGAAUCUGGCGAAACGACGGCUUGAACAAAGGAAUUAAAAUGAAUAUCGCUCGGUUGUCGGAAUUCCAAUUGACUUGGUUAAAACACACGGGCUUACACUAUUUGUCCUCGUCGAUGGGUCGGAAAAUUAUCAAUGUUUUGGAAACAGUGCCUCUGGAAAAGUUUUUUUUCAAUGUUCAAUUCAUUUGUUAG
This is a messenger RNA of Opisthorchis viverrini, 477 nucleotides long. RefSeq lists its product as hypothetical. Bases 1 to 477 code for a protein of 158 amino acids. Lineage: Eukaryota; Metazoa; Platyhelminthes; Trematoda; Opisthorchiida; Opisthorchiidae. The transcript has 2 exons. The record is from RefSeq and is a predicted model, not a curated record.